This is a messenger RNA of Opisthorchis viverrini, 1329 nucleotides long. RefSeq lists its product as hypothetical. The annotation marks the transcript as partial. Gene Ontology annotation, biological process: phosphate ion transport; cellular response to phosphate starvation. The transcript has 7 exons. NCBI's taxonomy places the organism in Eukaryota, Metazoa, Platyhelminthes, Trematoda, Opisthorchiida, Opisthorchiidae. Gene Ontology annotation, cellular component: cytoplasm; plasma membrane; Golgi apparatus. The record is from RefSeq and is a predicted model, not a curated record. Gene Ontology annotation, molecular function: inositol hexakisphosphate binding.
AUGAAGUUUGCUGUGAAGCUGAGUGCUCAUUUAACCCCCGAGUGGCGCAAACAGUACAUUGAUUAUGACGUAGACUGUUUCAGGAUCGUUAAUAGGUGUUUUUGUCUAGAGAAGUUGGCUGAGUCCAAGCGCAAGUACGCGACACUACUGGAGGAACUCCAGACUUUCUUGGACCCAGAGCGCAAAAAGAGUGGACUGAGACGAUCUGUUUCCCGGAAGUACCGUGAGUCAAUAUCGAGAAGUUAUGCGGAACUUUCGGAGGAUCAAGGAAGAGAUGGUAGUGAGGCUACUAAAUUUGAAAGCCAUGGCAUAGAAGAUGCGCAUUUACGACGUCGCGUCAGGUAUUCUUCCUCUGAGCAACCUGGCAGGAGAAUUUCAAAAGCCUCUUACAAAAAGGAGAAGACUUACAGAAGGCUACACGAGUUCAAGCUGGCUUUUAGCGAGUUUUAUCUGAGUCUUGUUCUGUUACAAAACUACCAGAUGCUGAACUUCACUGGCUUUCGGAAGAUUUUGAAAAAGCACGACAAACUGUUUCGUCGCGCCAACGGAACAGAGUGGCGGAAGGCGAAUGUGGAUGGAGCAGAGUUCAACAUUAAUCGGGAGAUUGACGGAUUGAUUACUAGUGUUGAAGAUAUCUAUACUGAUAAAUUGGAACAUGGAGAUCGAUCAAAGGCAAUGAAACGCCUCAGAGUGCCGCCACUCUCAGAGCGUCACAAUCCAAAGGCUGUGUUCUGGUUCGGAUUUUUCGGUGGAGUCUUUGUGGCUCAGACAGUUGUGAUUAUUUUGACAUAUAUAUUUCUUCGCCCUUUGCCCACAAACAAUAUCCCAGCUGUGCGCAUAUUCCGAGCCACCUUUUUGAUAAUAUUUUUCCUCAGUCUCUUCGGACUAAACACCUACGGUUGGCGCACCUCCGGAGUGAAUCAUGUACUCAUAUUCGAGAUCAACCCCAGAUCACAUUUGGAUCAUUAUCAACUGUUUGCGAUAUCCUUCUUCUUCGCCAACGUAUGGGGAUGUGCUGUUUUGUAUUACAUGUACAGCGAGGUACUUCAUGUGCCCAGCUACCUUUCUCCGCUCAUUCUAGUCAUAUUCCUUCUUUUGUGUCUCCUCAACCCGUUCAACUUCGCCCAGCAUCGAGCCCGACGAUGGCUGCUUCGCAAGCUUGUGAGUUCUUUAUCGUUUGCAUUCCACUGGUUAGUAUGGAAUCUGUUGAUCGAAAAUUUUGAUGACACUACGCGCUACAGAACUGAACUGGUAUUUGGUCGGUUGACCGCCAAUCUCCGUUUCUUACUACCGUUCAUGUGGAAUUGUAUUCAACUUACACACACAGAU